Coregonus clupeaformis (lake whitefish) is the source of this 4572-nucleotide messenger RNA. RefSeq names its product leucine-rich repeat and fibronectin type-III domain-containing protein 5. Gene Ontology annotation, molecular function: protein binding. The coding region runs from base 927 to 3392 and encodes 821 amino acids. The transcript has 6 exons. The record is from RefSeq and is a predicted model, not a curated record. NCBI's taxonomy places the organism in Eukaryota, Metazoa, Chordata, Actinopteri, Salmoniformes, Salmonidae.
GCAACUGUCUGUCUGUUUGUGGAUGAAUGCACAAAUGGCCCCUAGUGCUCGGGGGUGCCCUCGAUUACCAUUCCAAGCACAGCAGUGCACCUCUGGUCACCCGCGAAAUGGAGCUGGCUCGCUGACGGGGAAAGGUUGAUAGUAUAGUCCACGACUUGUGUGACGCCCGGACCGGAUGACAGAGGGGAUCUAGUGGGGUGUCAGUCUGAUUGAGCCCGCAUAUCACCGGCGGACCUGCUGAGAAAAAGCGAUGCGAACAUCUGACUUCUGCGCGAUCCGAAUUCAGCACCAGCAGUCAGUUGACAGCGCCGUAUCGCUACAAAGGCGUUUUCUCUGCUAUUAAACGGUUCAUGCGGGCCAAAUGCGCAGAGGCAAUCCUCUGUGUUGUAGCUGGAAAGCUGCAGCCUCAAAGCGAUAGCGGGACCUCAUCCACCUGCAGUUUUCUUUUAGAUAGCCAACAUCCAGUGAGAAUUUCCCACCUUGGAAUGUUGCUUUCUAUGGUCAUGGAUUUCUUGAAGGACAUCGGUGGUUUCGAAGGCCAUUCUCACAGACUAUAUUAGGAUCCAGCGCACAUUUUUGGGAGACCUGAGUCCGUUCAAGGAACCACCAUUUACAUUACACAGAAUUCUGUCAAAAUGUUUUGGCGCUCAUAACAGCAUUUGGGGAAGAAUUUACGCGGUAGGCUUACUACCCCAGAUUGAACAGGGCUGAUGCUCCGUCUUCAAGGUAAACUUUAAGCUAUAUUUGUAUAGCCUACCAUACAUUAAAUGCAUCACAUUGCUGUUGAACUCUUUUGGGGAAUCGGCUUUGAAGAAAUACCAUGGGGAGCAGCGGUACGGUUUUUUAGUGCAAUUAGGCUCCCAUCCUCAUUGCUUCUCUCACCGCGGGCUAUCUGAAAAGGUGUGUUAGCCUGACUGGAAAGCCUGAUGGAGACCCUGCUAGUUUACUUGAUGGUCCUUGGCAUGGCUGUAAAGGCCCACAAGGUCCAGUUGUGCCCAAAACGCUGCGUCUGCCAGAUGCUCAACCCCAACCUGGCAACCCUCUGCGACAAGAAGGGCCUCCUCUUUGUCCCGCCAAACAUCGACCGGCACACCGUCGAGAUGCGUCUGGGCGACAACUUCGUCACGAGCAUCAAACAGCGGGACUUUGCCAACAUGACCAAGCUGCAGGACCUGACGUUGUCUCGGAACACCAUCGGUUCCAUCUCGCCUCACGCCUUUAAAGAUCUGGAGAACCUCAGGGCCUUGCACUUGGACAGCAACCGUCUGACGAGGCUCACCAACGACACCUUCAGCGGGAUGUCCAAACUUCACCAUCUCAUUCUUAACAACAACCAACUGAUUCAUAUCCACAUCGGGGCCUUUAAUGAUCUCACGGCUCUAGAGGAGUUAGAUCUGUCCUACAACAACUUAGAAAGCACCCCCUGGGUGGCCAUCCAGAGAAUGACCAGCCUCCACACCCUGGGCUUGGACCACAACAUGCUUAGCUACAUCCCUGAGGGAACUUUCUCCGGCCUGCAGAAGCUCAAACGGCUUGACGUCACCUCCAACAAGCUCCAGAAGCUUCCGCCAGACCCCGUGUUUCAGCGGGCUGGGGUUCUGGCUACGUCAGGAAGCAUGGGUCCGUCGUCAUUUGCGUUGAGUUUUGGGGGGAACCCACUGAGGUGUAACUGUGAGCUACUGUGGCUGAGGAGGCUGAGGAGGGAGGAUGAUCUGGAGACGUGUGCGGCUCCGCAGCACCUGGCUGGGCGGUACUUCUGGACUGUGUCUGAAGAAGAGUUCCUCUGUGAGCCGCCUCUCAUCACCAGACACUCCCAGGAGCUGCGAGCGUUGGAGGGUCAGAGGGUAGCUUUACGCUGUAAGGCCAGGGGCGACCCAGACCCCAUCAUCCACUGGAUUGCGCCAGACGGCCGGCUCAUGUCCAAUUCCUCCCGGGCUGUGGUGCACAGUGACGGAACUCUGGACAUCCUCAUCAGCACUGUGAAGGACUCAGGCUCCUUCACCUGUGUUGCCUCCAACCCGGCCGGGGAGGCCCAACAAACUGUGGACCUGAUGAUCAUCAAACUCCCACACAUCACCAACGGUACUGUGGAGAAGGAACCGAACCCAGGUUCUUCUGAUAUCGCCACGGUAAUGAGGACGGGUGGUGGUGGGGAAGGCGGAGGCAUGGUGCCACUGGGAAACACGAAGACGAGCCAGGAGAAGAAGGUGGUGAUCAGUGAGGCAACGUCUACCUCUGCCCUGGUCAGGUUCAACUUCCAGAGGAGUAUACCGGGCAUCCGAAUGUUCCAGAUCCAAUACAACGGAACCUACGAUGACUCUCUGGUUUACAGAAUGAUCCCUUCGAGCAGUAAGAGUCUCCUGGUGAACAACCUGGCGGCCGGUACACAGUACGAUCUGUGUGUGCUGGCCAUCUACGAUGACCUGGUGACCUCCCUGACUGCCACACGAGUGGUGGGGUGCGUCCGCUUCACCACCGAGCCACAGUACCUCCGCUGCCACUUCAUGCAGUCCCAGUUCCUGGGAGGGACCAUCGUGGUCAUCAUCGGAGGGAUCAUCGUGGCGUCCGUCUUAGCCUUCAUCAUCUUCCUCAUCGUGAGGUACCGAGUGUGUAACCAAGGUGAUGAGGAUAAGGCUUUGGAGAUGGGUGAGAUCCCAUCUCUGAGCAGUGAUGGUCAGCUCCAGGGCUGCGGCGUCCCCAAGGCCAUGUCCAAGUCUCUGUCCAAGCAAAUUCUCCAGCCAGAGAAACCAGAGAAGGAGGACAAGGAGUCUCUGAGGGUGGCCCUUCCUCCUCGUGAGCCGGUCAAGCAGCAGAAACCCCCAGCCCUGACCACCACCACAUCUACCAAGACCUCCAUCCCCGACUGCACUGUCUCUACUUCCGCAGCCAGUCACCCCUGGCACCCUGCCUCCCCCGUCACCCUGAGGCAAAAACGGACCGGUAUCACUGCCACCGGCGGUCCGAAACCCGGAGAAGCCCGCCGAGCCGAAGGCCAGACAGAUGUGCAGUUAGAGAACACAAAUCGGAAUAACUCGUCAGAAGCUAAAAUGGCUGCCGCCUUGGCCGUAGCGGUUCCCAACCUUUCCACAAAAUGGACGCCGGUCGCUAGGCGGCCGCGCCCCCCUGGAGCCUCCUCCCGCCAUUACAUGACGGUACCAGCAGGGGGUGUGAGGGUGAACCGGCGGCACUCUCUGAACGUGGACUCGUACAAGGAGCGCUGCUACGUCAGCCUGGUACAGCAGCAGCAGCCAAAACCUGGCGGGAGUUUACGCUCCAAACGCAGUCUGUCCAUGAGCGGAGAAUUGCCCCCGUUGGAGAGUGCAAUGGCAAACAUAUGCAGAGGCAGAGACAAGCUAUCCCGAUCCGAGUGGCUUCUCGAAAGCACUCUAUGAUCUGGAUUUUACUGGAUUUUACUGGCUUAUAGGUUCUUUGUUUUACUGGAUUGGAUUUGUGGCCGGUCGUGGAGCAAACAGUAACUUUAUGCCUUGUUCAGAGAGUUACUGUGGUAUUUUAUCUGCGAGACCCACAAUUCCUCUUGUAUUUCUGAAGACAAGGCAGCCAAACAGGGUUUUAAAGGGCAAAUGUUUCACAUUUGUUUUUCUACCUAAAAAGCAAAUAUCCUCUCAAAGUCAUCUUUAUAGCGACUUCGGAUAUAACUUUGAUGAAAGGCACAAAAAAAUGCUUAAAGCAACUUCAUGUACAAAAAUGUUAAGUUGUGUAACAUAUAGGCUAACACGAUACACCCGUAAGUCUUCAUAUGGUAUUGAAUGCAGUAAUCUUGGAAGUCUAGCAUAAUUUAGAGAGAGGGUGAGAAAGGGAUGGAUGAUCAUACUUGUUAUAACAUUGCCUGUUACUUAAAGUGAUUACAAUAACUGUGUAGACAAUGAAUGGACAUAUUUCUUGUCAUCAGUUUUACAGACAGUUGGUGACAUGUCUUAAUUAACUUGGCGGCGUUUGGAGGAAUUGUGAAUGUGCAGAACACCCCAGGCGGAGGUGUAGAACAGAAUGUACCCAGGCUGUGUCUGAAAUUGCACCAUAUUCCCUGUAGUGCACUACUUGACCAUGGCUCUGGUCCAAAGUGGUGCACUAUAUAGAAGAGGGUGCAAUUUGGGCCGCAGCCAUCAGUCUAGUGACAGAGCUGGAUCUUUUCAUCAAGCCGCACCAGACACACAGCACAAUGCAGCAUUCAUGGCAACCCGUCUGUGUCGAUUGAGCCUAAUACUGCCCUCCGGUUUGCAUCAAUACAUUUUUAUCACGUAAUUACACACAAAGACUCACGCUCAUAGGAUUCCUGUCACAACUGAUAUGACAGUCUAAACCAACACAGACAGGAUGACAGGCGCAAUUCCGAUACGUCAGCAGGUGGAUGGGGCUCGAUAAAGGAUUGGUGGUCCAUUUUCAUGUUUUUUACUAUUAUUAAGACAUCAUUUGUCAUGUCAGGCCAUGAACCAUUGUACAUUGACUUGUUGGUAAAGAGAAAACGAAAGCUAAACGGUAGGCUGUAUGAGAAGUCGGCUCUUGAUUUUGCUGUUGUUUCUGUUUGAUGUUUACCAGUAUAAAUAAACCAAUGAG